CACUGUGCAGUCUGGAAAUCAGGGGGCACCUCUCUGACGAUGAAUUCCAAUUAGUUGCUAAAGAUGCCAGAGUGUGUGCACGUACAGGCGUUUUCUUUCCCCUCCCCCUUUCUUCCUUUUUCCAAGCCCCCUCUUCUCCCUGUUUCCCCUCCUACUCCUUUAUCCCCUCCCUCCGUGUCUCCGUUCUGCAGUACGCGGGUUGAAGCACAUUCCUGCUUUGCAAGGCUUUCUGCUAAGGAUGUAUUGUGGCUUUUGUUUGGAUUGCAGCAUGCAGAAUUACAGCUGUUCAGAGGAGACUCAUUACAACUCCUGCUGAAGCUCCUAAUCUUCUUCCCUUCUCUUCUACCCUUUCCCCCUACCCUCACUUGGCCUGAAGACGUUCUCCCCAGAGUUUACCUUGCUCCCCUGGUGCUAUGUGUAUGGUGAACCUGGCACUAUGGCUGCGUCUGGGACUGGCCAGACAACUGCUGCUGGCUCUCCUUAUUCCAGGAAGGAUUUAAAGGGGAAUUGCACUGCAGGCAAUGCACCAGAGCAGCAGCAUCAGGAGCUUGGGGAGUAAGGCUCCUCUGGCAUUAUUACACACAUGCAAAGCUGACCGCAAUGACAGCAGCUGCUUCUUUGAACUGUUGGCAGCAGCCAAGCGGCAGCAUGAAGUGACAGAUCACUCCUGAGCUCAAGAUGAACUCCACCUUGGAUGGUAAUCAGAGCAGCCACCCUUUUUGCCUCUUGGCAUUUGGCUAUUUGGAAACUGUCAAUUUUUGCCUUUUGGAAGUAUUGAUUAUUGUCUUUCUAACUGUAUUGAUUAUUUCUGGCAACAUCAUUGUGAUUUUUGUAUUUCACUGUGCACCUUUGUUGAACCAUCACACUACAAGUUAUUUUAUCCAGACUAUGGCAUAUGCUGACCUUUUCGUUGGGGUAAGCUGCGUGGUCCCUUCUUUAUCACUCCUCCAUCACCCCAUUCCGGUAGAGGAGUCCUUGACUUGCCAGAUAUUUGGUUUUGUAGUAUCGGUUCUGAAGAGCGUCUCCAUGGCUUCUCUGGCUUGUAUCAGCAUUGAUAGAUACAUUGCCAUUACUAAACCUUUAACCUAUAAUACUCUGGUUACACCCUGGAGACUACGCCUGUGUAUUUUCCUGAUUUGGCUAUACUCGACCCUGGUCUUCCUGCCUUCCUUUUUCCACUGGGGCAAACCUGGAUAUCAUGGAGAUGUGUUUCAGUGGUGUGCGGAGUCCUGGCACACCGACUCCUACUUCACCCUGUUCAUCGUGAUGAUGUUGUAUGCCCCAGCAGCCCUUAUUGUCUGCUUCACCUAUUUCAACAUCUUCCGCAUCUGCCAACAGCACACAAAGGAGAUCAGCGAAAGGCAAGCCCGCUUCAGCAGCCAGAGUGGGGAGACUGGGGAAGUGCAGGCCUGUCCUGAUAAGCGCUAUGCCAUGGUCCUGUUUCGAAUCACUAGUGUAUUUUACAUCCUCUGGUUGCCAUAUAUCAUCUACUUCUUGUUGGAAAGCUCCACUGGCCACAGCAACCGCUUCGCAUCCUUCUUGACCACCUGGCUUGCUAUUAGUAACAGUUUCUGCAACUGUGUCAUUUAUAGUCUCUCCAACAGUGUAUUCCAAAGAGGACUAAAGCGCCUCUCAGGGGCUAUGUGUACUUCUUGUGCAAGUCAGACUACAGCCAACGACCCUUACACAGUUAGAAGCAAAGGCCCUCUUAAUGGAUGUCAUAUCUGAAUUGGCUCAGUUACGGGGUUCCCGUGUGUGUGUGUGUGUGUGUGUGUGUGUGUGUGUGUGUGUGUGUGUGUGUGUGUUUUAUCUCUAAGUAUUCCUAAUUUACUGGGAAAUCUGGGACAGAAUACUUUGACUCUAAGCAAUAGCAUACAAAUUAUUCGUACGGAUACCUUCUAAGUUUGUAGAAAUGGUUUUCAAAAGUGCUUGUGAAUUAGAAGACUCAAGAUCAUGAAGACAAAUUGCUCUUGCUCUCAAUUUUUCAAAUGUCUUGGACAUGACUACAGUUCUCAGAUUUAAAAUGAAUAAAGCCAUAUCUAACACCUCUUUCCAGCUGGCAUGACUGAACCUGAGUGUGAAAAGCAUCAGCAUUUUAAAAAGUCAUCAUUUUCUUGUCACUUUCUGGGUUCUUUCCAGCUAUUUGGGCUACAUGUGCAAUUGAUUUCUUCUAACAGGGAAUAGUAAAAUAUAAAUUAAAAGGUUUUAGAAAUUACUUUUUAUGUAUGCCAAAGCAUAACUACACUGCAAGUUUCAACACUGUUAUUU
This is a messenger RNA of Nomascus leucogenys (northern white-cheeked gibbon), 2268 nucleotides long. RefSeq names its product G protein-coupled receptor 21 (gene GPR21). The record is from RefSeq and is a predicted model, not a curated record. Gene Ontology annotation, cellular component: membrane. Gene Ontology annotation, biological process: G protein-coupled receptor signaling pathway. NCBI's taxonomy places the organism in Eukaryota, Metazoa, Chordata, Mammalia, Primates, Hylobatidae. Gene Ontology annotation, molecular function: G protein-coupled receptor activity.